Molecule: messenger RNA, 408 nt
Organism: Microthlaspi erraticum
Lineage: Eukaryota; Viridiplantae; Streptophyta; Magnoliopsida; Brassicales; Brassicaceae
Source: the annotation of a GenBank genome assembly
AUGGCGAGUCUCUUCGUCUCUAUCCCUAUGCAACCCAGACAAACGGCCUUCUCCGCGUUACCACAGCCGCUACUCCCGCCGCCGACGAACAGUUUCCUCGAUGGAGUAGGAGGAUUGUGUCUUACCCGGAGAAACAGAGAGUGCUCCGUCGUGGCGCGAGCAGGACCCAGUACGAGUAGCUACUUGUUCGCGUUCGCCAUUCCUGCUACUCUUAUCGCCGCCACCGUAUUCACUUCGAUAAAAAUCGCUGACAAGCUCGACGAAGAUUUCCUUGAGGAUAUUGCGUUGAACCAAGCGAUAAAAGCAGCAGAAGAUGGAGAGAAUGCUGAAGGUGAAAUCUCACUGGACGAUUUGAUUAAAGAACCUGUGCUUCAACGAACCCGUCAACGGCCUAAACGUGAAGUUUAA